AGCUGGCCGCCCCCCGCCUCUUGUCGCUGUGGGAGCUUGAUGUUGUUAAUCAUGGCGGGUCUGAGGCAGACAAAGGCGUUGAGACCUACUCCUAAAGUGCAGAUUUAAGAAAGUUUCUCGCGUGGUGUUUUUCUCUUUUUUUGAAAGAAGGAAAAUUUAAAAAUAUAAAUGAAACAGCUAGCUCCUUACUGGGUAAGAGAAUGCACCCUGAUUAUGUUUAAAUGGAUGAGAUUAUUUCCAAGAAUCGCAGAGGAAGCUGAUAAGGUGCAGUAACACAAUGUCACACUACACAGAUGAGCCCAGGUUUACAAUUGAACAGAUUGACUUGCUGCAGCGACUUCGGAGGAGCGGGAUGGCAAAACGUGACAUAAUCCACGCGCUGGAGACCUUGGACCGACUUGACCAAGAGCACUCUGAGAAAUUUGGCAAACGGCACACCUACAACAACAGUUCCCACAGCAACAGCAACAACGUCUCUGCUUCAUCCUCGACAGUCACAGCCGCGACACAGACACAGCACAGUGGCGCGUCGCCAUCUCCGAGUAACAGCUAUGACACCUCACCACCACCGUGCAGCACUCAUCUGAAUGGGCGGGAGAGCUACAGCAACGAGAAACCGCCAGUGGCCAAUGGCAGGCUGUCACCUAACCGUUUCCACACAACCAGUAGCCAGAGGACAGGAAAUUUCCAUGCCAUGGAAGAAGAGACAGACCUGGAAGAAAGGGUUGAAGAGCUUAUGAGGAGGGACGGCACUGCUGUUAAAGAAGAGAUAAAGAGCUUUCUUUCUAAUCGGAUGAUUUCCCAGACUAUCGUGGGCCAGGUCACAGGCAUGAGUCGAAGCUUCAUUUCCCAGUGGCUCUUGCAGCAAGGACUUGACAUGAGUGAACCCAAGAAGCGGACUUUAUACAGAUGGUAUCUCCUGGAGAAGAUGAAUCCAGGAGCUACCCUAAACAUGAGGCCGGCCUCAUCCACCACAGAGGAACCAGAGUGGAAACAGUCAACACCACCUGUUGGUGCCACGUCAGGCAACUUCCGUCUCCGAAGGGGCAGCCGAUUCACCUGGCGGAAGGAGUGCCUAACUGUCAUGGAAAGUUACUUCAAUGAUAACCAAUACCCAGAUGAAGCUAAGAGAGAGGAGAUUUCAAAUGCUUGUAAUGCAGUUAUACAGAAACCAGGUAGGAAGCUGACAGAGUCCGAGCGAGUGACCCCUCUCAAAGUCUACAACUGGUUUGCCAAUCGCAGGAAGGAGAUCAAGAGGAGGGCAAAUAUUGAAGCAGCAAUCCUAGAAACUCAUGGCAUCGAUGUGCAAAGCCCAGGUGGACAUUCCAAUAGUGACGAUAUCGAUGGGAGUGAUUUCCUGGAGCAGGAUGACAACACGAGCCACAGUGAUCCCCAGCAAGAUCCUAUCUCUUUAGCUGUCGAAAUGGCUGCAGUCAAUCACACCAUCCUGGCAUUAGCCAGACAAGGGGGGAGUGAAAUAAAGAGAGAGGUGAUUGAAGAUGAUUGAAGCAUUGUUGGGAUGGACUAAGAUUUGGUGCAUCAUUGGACUGCCCUAUCUUUAAUGUAAUCUCAAUAUUUCUGUGUUUUGUUUUGAACUAGUUAAUAGGGUUCUCUUCAUCCAGAUUGCAGUAAGCUAUCAGGAACUGACCUGGGCAAAGGUUGUACCUCUCACCCAGAAGCCCUCCAUUUUCCUGAUCAAAGCUGCACCUCUGCACUUACCAUCCGUCUGUAAACAUUCCUAAGGAUGCAGUGCAUAAGCAUGAAGUAUUCCUGAGUGCAGCAUUCCAGACGGUAUGUACUCACCAGCCUGUAACUUCAAAAGAAUGCUUCUCAAACCUCUGUAGGUUUGAAGGGCUGUUCCCACUACUCUUGUUUAAUUUGAACCUUAAAGUAGUCCCGCAAACAGAACCAGAUGUCUGGCCUUGACUGAUUCUUCCUCCCAUGGUUUUGACCUGUAACAUCAAACAUUCCCACUUUAAAGUGCACUUUCCUGGGCCGAGUCUCCGAGGUUUGCCGAUUACCUGACCUUGAUUUUCACUACCUGCAUGGUUUGGGAAAUGAGAAGUGCUGAUUCGUUCAGAAUUACAGACAAGAUAUUUUCACUGUUGGAUUGUUGCUAACAAAUACUAGAACUGGAUAUCGCCAAGUUGUUUGGAGGUUCAUGGCAGAUACAAAAACAUUCCAGUGGCAACCUUCUCAUGCUAGUGGGUCACCAAAAAUUACAGACAGUUAGGACAUCUGUUAGGAGCGGUUGGUUUGGACAGCUGCAGGCAGUUGCUUGGAUAUUAAGUCCUUAUUGAACUGGGCAUCGCUGUAACAAGAGUGUCAGUAGCACCUUUAAUGUAACUAAUGUGCCUGACUCAAGUGAAGUUCAAGCAUGAACCUGGUGGAACAUCUGAUUUGAUUGAAUUUGUUGUAAGAGUCUGAUUGCACAUGUAGCCCGGGAGAUUGUCCUACAUGUUGCACGUGGAGAAUGUACCCACAACAACGAACCACCCUGAUUCACUUCCUCGAAUGUGCUUAAUUCAGCUCUUCAGGAGUAGACUGAUGAGAGCAUCCCUUUUGCCACGGUGCCAUUAAUGAACGCUUUUGCAUUACACAGGGGUCUAUACUUAACUCCAGUUCCUGCAUAGGCCAAAAAAAAUUCUGAAGGGACAUUGUGUCUCAGUCAUGUUUUAUUUUUGUGCAGUUUUAAUAGUAAUCAGAGGCAAGUUAAAGCUAUUAAUUUGUGUAUAGUAUUUCAUUAUGCAAUGCCCAUGUGAAUGUGAAACAAAGAUAUUCCACAUGCAGAAUCUUCCACUUGUAUGACAACAGAAAACACUGGAGACACAGCCCAACCAGAUGAGUAUCUGUGCAGAGAGAACCAGGGUUAAAGUUACAGGUUGACGACCUUCCUUCAGAACUGGAAAACAAAGUAACAAGUUUCUAGUAAUGUUGGGAUGGAAGGAAGGGACAAACACUACAUGAGAACUCCUUGUUUACUUCCACAGGAAGUUUAGCACAAAGGAGUCUGAUCCUGGAUAACCUUGCAAUCUAAGCUGGUAGGAGGAUUAUAGUUGAGGACCUUGUCAGACUGACUGUCUUAUAGCUCAAUAACCUCAGGUAUAGGUUGUCUGUGCUGCACAAUUGAUAAAGAGUGAAUGUGAGGAAGUGAAGACAAAUGGAACCUUUUUUAACAAGUUUCAUCUUCAAGAGAGCAACUGAAAAGGGAACAAAUAUACCCUGGGAGAUGAGGCACAAUUAUCCAUCCGUGUGCACUAGUAAAAGUUUGGCAUUUCCAAUGGAUUUUAUUUCAUUCUGGCUUGAUCUCAAACUCAAAUUGUGUUUCCAGGAAGGAACAUGAGGUAAAAGUGGAUGUGUUUGGGUUAUUACAGUGGAUGCACUGCCCAGUUGCAUUUGCAAUUGUUAUUUUACAUUCCUGCUACUGUCUGAUUUCAUCCUUGGAAUCUAGUGUAUGGGUUAGAAACCCAGUUGAUCCUAGCUCUUCUAAAGUCCCAUUGUAGAUUUCCACACUGUCCUAUUCCUUGGUAACUUUUGCUAUCCAUUUUUUGACUGAUUUGUUGGUCGUAAAAUCAGUUGUGAUUGUCACAGUUACAUUUGUCAACCUACAGUCUUGUCUCCCUUAGUCUCCCCGACAACCAAUACUCCUUUUGUGUAGAAUAGCUACAAUGCAGGAGAUGGUCAUUCGGUCUGUCGUAUUCAUGCUGGCUCUUUGCAAGAACAACUCAACUGGUUUCCCUGCCCUUUCCUUUCUUGAUAGGCCUUUUGUUUAGUUUUGCUUAUCCUAUUCCCUUUCGAAAUCUUGAAUGUGACUCCAUCAUACACUCAGGCAGUGCAUUCCACAUCUGAUCACUUACUACAUUUUUUUUUCCUCAUCUCGUCUUUAGUUCUUUUUCUCAUUCACCAUAUAUCAGUCUUUGAUCCUGUCACCAAUGGUACCAGUUUCUGUCUUUUCUGAAGACACUAGACCUUUGUCAACUCUCUUCACACUAUUGUCUUUUUAGAAUGGUGUUCUCAGCAAUCUUGAAGAUCUGUCAUCUCUGAAAGCAUUAUCAAAUCUUUUCCAAAUUCUCCCCAAAGCCUUCAUUUCCUUCCAGAGGUAUGGUACCAGAGUUGGACAAAAUAUUGCAGUUGAGAUUCAGGGUGUUACAUAAAGGUUCAACAAAGCUUACUUGUUUUUGUACUGAUUACUUAUAUUUAUGAAGUCAAAGAUCUGCUAUGUCUUUUUAAUUGCUUAGCAACAAACUCUGCCACUGUCAAUACCGUGCAUGCAUGUACCCCAGGUUUACUGCUCCUGCCUCCUCUCUACAAGCAGCCAUGUCAUAUUUUAUAAAAAAUAGUGUACAGGUUGGUGGCAACACAGACUAUCUCACAAGACCUGUUUUCAUAUCCCACUUUUUGCCUACUGUUCGUCAAAGUGACUGUGUACUUCUGUCCAAUGUGGUUUAGUACAGUUUGGACCAGUGUUCCCACAACGACAGUUUGACUCUCCAAGAUCCUUUGUCACAGUGAUUGGGGAUGGGCAGUAAAUUAUGGCCAUGCCCCCAUCUUGCAAUGACCAUUGAAAAGAUAAGCUGCUCUAUACAAUGGUCGAGCAAAUAGAGAAUGUGCUUGGGCCAUUCAGUGAGAGCUGCUGAAUGUAAUUAAUCAUCCACGGAGAAUGAGUGACAAAAAUAUUAACAGGAGCUGGUAUUUUGUGAUCCCAAAUUUAGUUGAUGGAUCAAGGAACUUCAGAAUUCCAAUCCAGAAUCUGGCUAGUAGGGCAAAUAGUGCAACUGCAUGCUACAAAUUAUGACAUUUAAUGCAUGCAGUGUGAGCUGCCAUUUGAAUGCCAGAAUUUGCAUGAGAAAGUGCUGGGAGGAAAUGAAACUAGCAAUCUCAAAAUGAUGAAUCCCUGCUUCAAUAAUCAUAUACCAUUAUCGAUUGUUAUUAUGUAACAUAGUGGGCAUAUUAGGUUGGAGUAUCACUCCCAGGGAUGAUAGAAAUAAUGAUUUAAGUAAUCGAUUCACCUUAGUUUUAUAUUUACUACAGUUUUCCUGGCUGAUCAGUUCAGCUAACAAAAUAAGUGUUUAUUUCCCAUGUACUCUUUGAGCUAAUGCUGCCAAACCUGUAAAUAACAUGUGGAAUAGAGACACUACUUUCUUAUGGUUUCAUUUGUCUUGUAAUAAGUGAUGUAUUUUUCUGCCAAGCAGAAAGGGAAUAUUCUAUAGAGUAAAUGAAGGAUUCAGGUUGAUAUAAUCCUUCCCUGUGUUAGAUGUUGUAUUUGCUAAUUUAGCAGCUGUACUUAUAUUUGUAAUACAAUUCCACCACCUCCCCUAAUACAGGCCUCAAAUGUUUUUCACCCAGCAAGAUUCUCGCAAAGUUAGUUUUCUGUUACUUAUUAUUUUGCACAGGAGACACUAGACAAUGUUAAUUUUAAUGAGCCAUGUUUUUAAGACACACUGGAUUUUUAUGAAUAAUAACCAGAUUUUCAUGAAUUAGAUCCCAAAAAGAGCUUCCCUUCGUAAGAGAUAAGUAAAAAGCACUGUUCCAGCAGUUGGCCAGUAUUAAUUGUAGGUGUUAUUGUGGAACAGAUACCGGUAGAGUACUUUCACAACCCAUUUCAACAUAAGAAGCAUUUGUAUUCGUAGCUGGAGUGUUAAAACAACAACUGUUCAUUUCCAGUUAGGAUUGUUAGACAAACAACUCCUGCCCUUAUGUUUCUCAGAACUCCAGAGAAACCAAUGGAUCACAAUGAGGUGGCUCUUCAGACCAGUCAUGAAACUGAAAUAGAGAGUGGGGUAGAUCCAAUUUCAGAAACUGGUGUGGGAAUAUCAACAAAGUACUCCGUGUACUUGGUUCCCCUUUAAUAACAGAUAUAAAAUCAACCAAUCAAUUUCUCCUGAUUAUUGUGAAAAACAAAACUGGCCGGAGAUAGGGAAAUGAUGCAGAAAAGGAUUAGCUAUCAUAACUUGGAACCACAGAAACUUAAUGUUUAUUGCGUCAGCCAGCCUCAUGUAGGGUUAGUUUGUGCAGCCCUGUAUGUCUCUGCUUCAACCAUUAGUAAAUAUGAAAAAUAUUCAGUGAGAGAGACCAUUUCAUCCUCUGCUGUUCUGGUAAAUCAAUUUUGUAAUUUUAGUUGG
This is a messenger RNA of Stegostoma tigrinum, 6122 nucleotides long. Its product is annotated as homeobox-containing protein 1-like. The transcript is spliced from 9 exons. Gene Ontology annotation, biological process: positive regulation of DNA-templated transcription. Gene Ontology annotation, cellular component: nucleus. The coding region runs from base 278 to 1507 and encodes 409 amino acids. Gene Ontology annotation, molecular function: double-stranded telomeric DNA binding. The record is from RefSeq and is a predicted model, not a curated record. NCBI's taxonomy places the organism in Eukaryota, Metazoa, Chordata, Chondrichthyes, Orectolobiformes, Stegostomatidae.